This is a messenger RNA of Aspergillus tubingensis, 975 nucleotides long. RefSeq names its product sedoheptulose-7-phosphate:D-glyceraldehyde-3-phosphate transaldolase TAL1. Gene Ontology annotation, cellular component: intracellular anatomical structure; cytoplasm. Lineage: Eukaryota; Fungi; Ascomycota; Eurotiomycetes; Eurotiales; Aspergillaceae. The transcript is spliced from 4 exons. The record is from RefSeq and is a predicted model, not a curated record. Gene Ontology annotation, molecular function: transaldolase activity. Gene Ontology annotation, biological process: pentose-phosphate shunt; pentose-phosphate shunt, non-oxidative branch; carbohydrate metabolic process. The coding region runs from base 1 to 975 and encodes 324 amino acids.
AUGUCUUCUUCUCUCGAGCAGCUCAAGGCCACCGGCACCGUCGUCGUCUGCGACUCCGGUGACUUCGCCACCAUUGGCAAGUACAAGCCUCAGGAUGCCACCACCAACCCCUCCCUGAUCCUCGCCGCCUCCAAGAAGCCCGAGUACGCCAGCCUCAUCGAUGCCGCCGUCGCCAAGGGUAAGGCUGAGGGCAAGACUCUCGACGAGCAGGUCGAUGCCACCCUCGACCGUCUGCUUGUCGAGUUCGGCAAGAAGAUCCUCGAGAUCAUCCCCGGCAAGGUCUCCACUGAGGUCGAUGCCCGCUUCUCUUUCGACACCCAGGCCUCCAUUGACAAGGCCCUCCACAUCAUCAAGCUCUACGAGGAGAACGGCAUCUCCCGCGACCGCAUCCUCAUCAAGAUCGCCUCCACCUGGGAGGGUAUUAAGGCCGCUCAGGUCCUCCAGUCCCAGCACGGCAUCAACUGCAACCUGACCCUCAUGUUCUCCACCGUCCAGGCCAUCGCUGCCGCUGAGGCCGGUGCCUACCUCAUCUCUCCCUUCGUCGGCCGUAUCCUCGACUGGUACAAGGCCGCUCACAAGCGUGACUACACCGCCGAGGAGGACCCCGGUGUCAAGUCCGUCCAGAGCAUCUUCAACUACUACAAGAAGCACGGCUACAAGACCAUUGUCAUGGGUGCCUCUUUCCGUAACACCGGUGAGAUCACCGAGCUGGCUGGCUGUGACUACCUGACCAUCUCCCCCAACCUCCUCGAGGACCUCUUCAACUCCACCGCUGCCGUCCCCAAGAAGCUCGACGCCGCCAACGCCGCCGGCCUCGACAUCCCCAAGAAGACCUACAUCAACGACGAGGCUCUCUUCCGCUUCGACUUCAACGAGGAGGCCAUGGCCGUCGAGAAGUUGCGUGAGGGUAUCUCCAAGUUCGCCGCUGACGCCGUCACCCUCAAGGACAUCCUGAAGCAGAAGAUCCAGGCAUAG